AUGAAAGAAAACAAUAGAAAGGAGAAAAUCACGAGCACAAAGGGAAAGAAACCACGCAAAGGAGCUGCGGUUAAAUCGUUGGAGUCGAUAGAAGUGACUGCACGUAUACAACAGUUGGAGAAGGAUAUACAAGAAAUGCAACGCGGCACUCAGGCGCCACUGGGUCGAACGAGAAACGUCUUGCUGCAUAACUUUGCAGAGCGAAUGAUUCGCGAUACCAAAGCACGACGAGAGGCGGAUCGCAGACACGUUCAAGAUGUUUCCGACUGGCGGGUAUACCGGCCAAUAUGCCCUAUAUUAAGUACCACAGGGUUGGGNNACAUACAGCCGGGACCUUCUGCUCUCUAG
Messenger RNA from Echinostoma caproni, 348 nucleotides. Lineage: Eukaryota; Metazoa; Platyhelminthes; Trematoda; Plagiorchiida; Echinostomatidae. The record is from the annotation of a GenBank genome assembly.